Cyclopterus lumpus (lumpfish) is the source of this 4780-nucleotide messenger RNA. It is a transcript of the gene usp36, whose product is annotated as ubiquitin specific peptidase 36. NCBI's taxonomy places the organism in Eukaryota, Metazoa, Chordata, Actinopteri, Perciformes, Cyclopteridae. Gene Ontology annotation, biological process: protein deubiquitination; regulation of apoptotic process. The record is from RefSeq and is a predicted model, not a curated record. Gene Ontology annotation, cellular component: nucleus; cytosol. Gene Ontology annotation, molecular function: cysteine-type endopeptidase activity; cysteine-type deubiquitinase activity.
UGUCACCGCCCUUUGAUAAUGCAGCAUGGGCGAAAAUACCAGACCUAAAGAGCUACAGCUGAGGAAGCGGACCCCGGUACUGUCAACGUUUUAACGCGAUUGAACGAAAGUGAUGUUCCAACAAUGCCGAUCGUGGAUAAACUCAAAGAGGCAUUAAAACCUGGUCGAAAGGAGACGGGUGAUGAGGGUGACCUCAACAAACUGUUGGCUUCUUCUGCCAAGAAGGUCCUCCUGCAGAAGAUAGAGUUUGAGCCGGCCACCAAGGGUUUCUCCUAUCAACUUGACAGCCUGAAGAACAAGUAUGUGAUCCUCAAUCCCAGGAAUGAGGGCGCUACGAGCCAGAGGGCCACUGAGCCUGCCCAGAUAAAGAGGCAAGUUUCAGAGAACACGGUUGGCGGCCAGAUCGAUGGGAUCCCUGCUCCGCAGAAGAUGCUCUUUUCAGGGAACAAGCUCACCCUUAAAUGGGAGCGUGUGUACAGGGUGGGAGCCGGUCUCCACAACCUAGGGAACACCUGCUUCCUCAACUCCACAGUGCAGUGUCUCACCUACACCCCGCCACUUGCCAACUACUUACUCUCAAAGGAGCACAGCCGUGCCUGUCACCAGUCAGGCUUCUGCAUGAUCUGUAUCAUGCAGAACCAUAUCAUUCAAGCCUUUGCCAACACGGGCAACGCCAUCAAGCCUGUCUCCUUCAUCAGAGACCUGAAAAAAAUUGCCAGGCAUUUUCGCUUUGGAAGCCAAGAGGAUGCCCAUGAAUUUUUGCGGUACACCAUCGAUGCAAUGCAGAAAACCUGUCUCAAUGGCUACCCUAAGCUCGACCGGCAGACCCAGGCCACAACCCUGGUUCACCAGAUCUUUGGAGGCUACCUCAGGUCGAGAGUGAAAUGCUCCAUUUGUAAAAGUGUGUCAGACACGUAUGACCCUUACCUGGACAUCGCAUUGGAGAUUCGUCAAGCGGCAAACAUCGUGCGAGCCCUGGAACAGUUCGUUAAACCAGACAUACUAUGUGGAGAGAACGCCUACAUGUGUGCCAAGUGCAAAAAGAAAGUGCCUGCGACCAAGCGCUUCACGGUGCAUCGAACAUCUAACGUGCUGACUCUUUCACUCAAGAGGUUCGCCAACUUCAGCGGAGGAAAAAUAACAAAGGAUGUUGGUUACCCAGAAUUCCUGAACAUCCGGCCCUACAUGUCUCAGAGCUCAGGCGAUCCUGUAAUGUACGGCCUCUACGCUGUUCUGGUGCACUCUGGCUACAGUUGUCACGCUGGCCACUACUACUGCUACGUCAAGGCAAGCAACGGACAGUGGUACCAGAUGAAUGAUUCAAUGGUGCACUCUAGUAACAUCAAAGUGGUCUUGAACCAGCAGGCGUACGUGCUUUUCUACCUGAGGAUCCCGGAAAGCAAGAAGAACGCAGACGGACAGACCACCAAGCAGGGGAUGUUGCAUCCUGGGAAGAACAGCGUGUCGUCUGAACAGAUAAAGAGGGCCAACCUGAACGGGCCGCUCUCCUCCCCGCAGGUCACAAAGAAACUCGAGCCUGCACAACUGCGUAAGAUCCAGUCCAUGGACGGUGGCCUGGGUCUGCCCAUUUCCAGGAACGGCGUGUGCUCUCAGCCACAGCCCAGACUGUCCAACUGGACGUCGUUCUCCAACGGACCGCCCAAGCUGCCGGGCGGGCCCUCGUUCAUCGAGGAGCCGUUCAAGAAGCUGAAGAAGCCGUCUCCCCAGAGCCAAGUGCAGUCCCGCAGCGUCACGCCGACCUCUUUCAACAACGGGGUCGGCAGGGCGGAGGGAGAUAAAAAGCAAGGGGGCGAGGGCCGCGGCAUGUCGGCGUCUACCUCAUUUAAGUCUUUGUCUGACUCUUCCUCUGCCGACACCACCGACUCCAAGGACUCCGUGGGCACCAAAAGUGCGCCGGUGGGAGAGACUCCCUCCACCCCACGGAAAGGCUCUAAUGGCCAGGCGUCUCCAGCCAAGAGCGUGGAGCGCUCCCAGAGCACCGAGGAGCAGAAGACGGCGAAAAUAAAAACCCCGGCCCUCAACAUCGCGUCCGAAGCCACCAGCACCAUGUCCCCUCCACCUGCCAAGAAACUGGCCCUGUCAGCCAAGAAGGCUCGCAACCGGAGACCGAGCAGCAUUGAUGCUCUGCCCUCUUCGCCACGCCAGCUGUCCAGUGACCCUACACAUCAAAAUCAACUUAACCCCUUCACUUUUGCCUCACCUACUCACACUCACAGAGCUGGUCCAUUCCAUUCACCUAAAGUACAGCCAUCGCCUUUUACCCACUUAAGCGGAUCCUUCAAACAGCAGAGCCCUCAGAAACAGUCCCUUUCCUCCACACUGCAAAAACCAAACGCCAGCCUUUCUCCUAAAACCAACGGGCUUCACAGUGCUGGCCCAAAGAGCCCCAAGUCUUCCACCAACCUCGGCUCCUUGGUCCAAGAACCAGACCUCAACAGCAGUCCAGCUCCGACGGUCAACCAAAAGAAGAAGAGGAAGAAGAAAAAGAAGCGGCGGCAUUCUGAAGUGGAGGGCGACGCAGAGCCGGUGGCAUCCCCGGCUACGGUGACGCAGACCGACCCCGUGGAAUCGGCCAGCGAGAAGAAGAGGAAGAAGAAAAAAAAGCGAAAGAAGGAGCCUGAAGACGGAGAGACCGUUAAGGAAAAGGAGUGCGUCCUGUCUCACCUGGACACAUCAACAGAAGAGGAUUGGUGCCAGGGUGGCAUAUGGAGUCUUACAUCCCAUCCAGAUACAGAACAGUCUCAGCAAAAGCCUCAGUCAGCUGCCACAAGCCCAACGCCGUGCGAGUCGAAUCGGAGACAACGGGGAAGGGACUCUGUAAAGUUGAAGAAGAAGAAAAAGAAGAUGCAGCUGGUGGAGGCUCUGCAGGUGACAAGUUCAGCAUGCGCUGCACCAGAGAGCACUUCUGAGAUGAAGAUCGCAGUCGUCCACAAUGAUACGGGGGGUUUGGUGACGUCGAAAAAGAAGUUUAAGAAGAAGAAGAGGCUAAAAGAACAGGUCAGACUGUGGGAGGAGAGCAGACGAUGCUCAGACGGUCAGAAUGACGAGCCCGACGCAGUGGAGCCCCCUUCCAAAAGAAACGCCACGGAGAACGGCGAAAUAAGUAAACCAAGCACAGCCACAGUGGUAGUUUGGGACAGCCAGGUGAAGGACGGCUACAAACGCAGCCAGGUGCCAGCGGCUGAUGGAAGUGAACCGGGAGACGCCCCGAACCUUGCCGCUCCUGUAGCCGGGGACGGGGACAAGACGGGCGGGGUGGUGGAGGAGCUGCUCAGGAACGCCACGGAUAAGGCCUACGGAGCCAACGUUCUCAGUUGGGAUGGAGAGGCUUCUGCUAUCAGUAGAGAUGCCGCUGAAGAUGUCCGCCACGCCAAGUGUGACACUGUGAUCGAUGAGUGGGAUGAAGACUUUGACAGGGAAAAGGUAAAGAAAAUUAAAAACUAUAAGAGAGAGAAGUGGAGAAGUGCCAGCAGCAUCUUCCAGAAGGUCCAGGACAGGCGGAGCAAGUGGGCCGUGACGCCUGGAGGAAAGAGGGUUUUUGGAGUCCGUCGAUGAGAAUCCCGAUUGCUGUUGAGGUUGUGCUGAUUGGAAAAAGAGACAACAAUACUGUAUACCAAACGGCUGUACCUUUUCUUUUCCUUUUUUAUUUUUUUCUGUUUUUUGUUGAGACCCAAAUUCCUGAAUACAUUGAGUUCAAAAGCAGCACAUUGACUCAGACAGACCCUUUUAUCUCAAUUUGAAACAAACAUGAAAUGUUAUCUUCAGGCUUCAGCCCUCUCCUUUUAAUCCAAAUCGGAGAGUAGGUGGACAGAGCUUCUCUAUGCAUGCAAUGUUUAACUGAAACCUCCAUGUCAAAUUAAUAUGUACAUGUUGGCAUCCUUUGAGCCUUGGUUAUUGUCCAACAAUCUUGAGCUAAGAAAUUGUGUACAGUUUACCACAUAUGAGAUGGGCGGGCUCAGAAUGAGAAAGUAUAUCUGCCAUACUUUGGCUGUUAUAUUGGAAACUACACAAUCUCAGAGCAUACUUUUGCAGACAUGAGGGCUCAGUUAAUUUUACAUAAAAAAAAAAAAAAACUUUUAAAACCGUAUCCUGAAAGGAUUCUCCACUAAAUUGCAAAGAUCUAAAAAUCAUUUAAUCACUAUGUUAUUUUUAGAUUACUGAUUUUCCUAUUUUUAUUUUGCUGCAGUGUCUGUGCCACGUGGCUUGUUUUUAAGAACCACAUUUUACGUUCAUUUUGUUGGUAAAAUCAAGCUUUAAAAUUGGCACUUUUCUUUCUCAAGAUGCAUGUCUAAAUUGGUUUAAAGGAAAGAAGAAAAAAAAAAAGUAUUUUGUUUUUAUUUUUGCUCUCUUGGUUACGACCGCUUUGCUCCUUAACAAAUCAUUUCAGAUUUCACGCGGAUACAUUUUUAGACAACAAAAGGAUGCGCUGCCGAAUUGUAUGUUUUGUGCGAAGCGUUGACAUCGAACACGUUGGACGCUACAAGUUUCUCUCCGUUUGCCUGGACGCCAUUGUUUUCUGACGACUCGUAGUGCAAUGUGCAUUGCGGAGUCGGUGGGACGGGAGCGCUUGUUUUCUACUGUGCCGUUAUGUCAUUAUGUUGCUCGUGGGUUCAGCGUUCAGAAGCUCCGUGUGAAGAUUUGACCGUUCACAAACUGUUCUUCACUAAUGUACUGAAAUGGAGGGGGGUUGCAUUUUAUACUUGAGGCACUGUGCUAGGAUGGGACUGCCACAUGCCAUCGUUCUUUCCCCCCCCCCCCC